Molecule: messenger RNA, 5146 nt
Organism: Nannospalax galili (Upper Galilee mountains blind mole rat)
Lineage: Eukaryota; Metazoa; Chordata; Mammalia; Rodentia; Spalacidae
Gene: Nup160
Product: nucleoporin 160
Exons: 36
Coding region: 62-4270 (1402 amino acids)
Cellular component (GO): nuclear pore
Molecular function (GO): structural constituent of nuclear pore
Source: RefSeq, a predicted model, not a curated record
GGUUCGCCCGUGUCCCGUCAGGCCUCGCGGCUGCGGCGGUGACGGCGGCAGCGGCGGGAAGAUGGCGGCGGCGGGAGCCCUGGAACGGAGCUUCGUGGAGCUGAGCGGAGCGGAGCGCGAAAGGCCCAGGCACUUCCGCGAAUUCACAGCCUGCGGCGUUGGGACUGCCAGUGCUGUGUUUGGAGCUGUGAAAUACGGUGAAAGCGCGGGAGGCUUCUAUUAUGUGGAAAGCGGCAAGUUGUUUUCUGUCACCAGAAAUAGGUUCAUUCAUUGGAAAACUUUUGGGGAUAUAUUGGAACUGGUAGAGGAAUCACUGGACAUAAAUCUGUUGAAUAAUGCAGUUCGCCUGAAAUUCCAAAAUUGCAGCAUCUUACCCGGAGGGGUUCAUGUCUCUGAAACUCAGAAUCAUGUGAUAAUCUUGAUAGUAACCAAUCAAACAGUGCACAGGUUAAUUUUACCACACCCUUCCCGGAUAUACAAGAGUGAGCUGGUAACUGAAAGUCAGAUGCAGUCAGUAUUCACUGACAUUGGGAAAGUUGAUUUCAGAGAUCCUAGCAACUAUCAGUUAAUUCCAGCAGUACCUGGACUGUCCCCGAAUUCUACCACCUCUGCAGCUUGGCUGAGCAGUGAUGGGGAAGCUCUGUUUGCUCUGCCAUCUGCUGCUGGGGGCAUCUUUGUUCUUAAACUACCUCCUUAUGACAUACCUGGGACAGCAUCCAUUGUGGAACUGAAACAGAGUUCAGUGAUGCAGCGAUUGCUCAUAGGCUGGAUGCCAACAGCUAUAAGGGGUGACCAAGGGCCUUCAGAUCGGGCCCUCAGUCUUGCUGUUCAUUGUGUCGAACAUGAUGCCUUCAUCUUUGCCCUGUGCCAGGAUCAUAAACUACGAAUGUGGUCUUACAAAGACCAAAUGUGCCUAAUGGUGGCUGACAUGCUGGAGUAUGUUCCUGUGAACAAAGACCUGCGGCUCACUGCAGGCACUGGACAUAAAUUACGACUUGCAUAUUCCCCUUCUAUGGGACUCUAUCUAGGAAUAUAUAUGCAUGCUCCAAAACGAGGACAGUUCUGCAUUUUCCAGUUGGUAAGCACUGAGAAUAACCGCUACAGUUUAGAUCACAUUUCUUCACUGUUCACUUCUCAGGAGAUACUGAUCGACUUUGCCUUAACCUCAACGGACAUCUGGGCCCUGUGGCAUGAUGCUGAGAACCAAACAAUUGUGAAAUACAUCAACUUUGAACAUAAUGUUGCAGGUCAGUGGAAUCCAGUUUUCAUGCAGCCUCUGCCAGAGGAAGAAAUUGUCAUCAGAGAUGACCAAGACCCCAGAGAGAUGUAUUUGCGAAGUCUUUUUACACCAGGACAGUUCAUAAAUGCAGCUUUAUCUAAAGCUUUACAGAUUUUCUGUCGAGGAACUGAGAGGAAUUUGGAACUUUCAUGGAAUGAACUAAAGAAAGAAAUUACUUUAGCAGUUGAAAAUGAGCUCCAAGGAAGUGUAACAGAGUACGAAUUCUCCCAGGAUGAAUUUCGAACUUUACAACAGGAAUUUUGGUGCAAGUUCUAUGCCUGCUGUCUCCAGUAUCAAGAAGCCCUCUCCCAUCCUCUCGCUCUACAUCUGAAUCCUCACACGAACAUGGUGUGCCUUCUGAAAAAAGGGUACCUGUCUUUCCUGGUGCCCUCCUCCUUAGUGGAUCAUUUAUAUCUCCUGCCUGAUGAACAUCUUUUGACAGAGGAUGAGACAACCAUAUCUGAUGAUGUAGAUAUUGCUCGGGAUGUCAUGUGUCUUAUAAAAUGCCUUCGGCUGAUUGGAGAGUCAGUCACUAUGGAUAUGACAGUUUUGAUGGAAACCAGUUGUUACAACCUUCAGUCUCCAGAAAAGGCUGCAGAACACAUUCUGGAAGAUUUGAUCACUAUUGACGUAGAAAAUGUGAUGGAAGACAUUUGUAGCAAACUCCAAGAGAUCAGGAACCCUGUCCAUGCCAUUGGACUUCUCAUACGCGAAAUGGAUUAUGAAACAGAAGUGGAGAUGGAGAAGGGAUUCGAUUCAGCUCAGCCUUUGAGUGUUCGAAUGAAUCUUUCCCAGCUCUAUGGCAGUAGCACAGCAGGGUACAUUGUGUGCAGAGCUGUGUACAAAAUUGCCAGUACUCGCUUCCUGAUCUGCCGAGACCUUUUGAUCUUACAGCAGCUAUUAACAAGGCUAGGCGAUGCAGUGAUUUUGGGAGCUAGUCAGCUCUUUCAAGCUCAGCAAGACCUCCUGCAUCGAACAGCUCCCCUGCUCUUAUCUUAUUACCUCAUUAAAUGGGCAAGUCAGUGCUUGGCAACUGAUGUUCCAGUUGACACACUGGAGUCUAAUCUGCAGCAUUUGUCAGUACUGGAACUAACAGAUUCUGGUCCCUUAAUGGCAAAUAAGUUGGUAUCUAGCCCUCAGACAAUUAUGGAGUUAUUCUUCCAAGAAGUUGCAAGGAAACAUAUUAUAUCUCAUCUCUUCUCCCAACCAAAAGCACCUCUGAGUCAAACUGGAUUGAACUGGCCUGAAAUGAUUACUGCAGUUACCAGUUACUUGCUGCAACUUUUAUGGCCCAGCAAUCCUGGUUGUCUCUUUCUAGAAUGUUUGAUGGGAAAUUGCCAGUAUGUACAAUUGCAGGACUAUAUUCAACUGCUGCAUCCCUGGUGUCAAGUCAAUGUUGGUUCCUGCCGAUUUAUGCUGGGACGGUGUUACCUCGUUACAGGAGAAGUCCAGAAGGCUGUAGAAUGUUUCUGUCAGGCAGCCUCUGAAGUGGGUAAGGAAGAAUUCUUAGAUCGCUUGGUCCGCUCGGAGGAUGGAGAGAUUGUGUCCACCCCCAAGUUGCAGUAUUAUGACAAGGUUCUACGUCUCCUGGAUGUUGUUGGGUUGCCAGAACUGGUUAUUCAGUUGGCUACAUCAGCAAUAACUGAAGCAGGGGAUGACUGGAAAAGUCAGGCUACUUUAAGAACAUGCAUUUUCAAACAUCAUUUGGACUUGGGUCACAAUAGCCAAGCAUACGAGGCCUUAACACAGAUUCCUGAUUCCAGCAGGCAGUUAGACUGUUUACGGCAACUGGUGGUGGUUCUUUGUGAACGCGCUCAGCUGCAGGAUCUUGUAGAAUUUCCCUAUGUGAAUCUACAUAAUGAGGUUGUAGGAAUAAUUGAAUCACGUGCCAGAGCAGUGGACCUUAUGACUCACAAUUACUACGAACUUCUCUAUGCUUUUCAUAUCUACCGUCACAAUUACCGCAAAGCUGGUACAGUGAUGUUUGAAUACGGUAUGCGUCUUGGCAGAGAGGUUCGAACUCUGCGUGGACUUGAGAAGCAAGGCAACUGUUAUCUGGCUGCUAUUAAUUGUUUACGACUUAUUCGUCCAGAGUAUGCAUGGAUUGUACAACCUUCCUCUGGUGCAGUGUCUGAUCGCCCUGGAGCAUCCCCUAAGAGGAAUCACGAUGGAGAGUACACAGCUGCCCCAACUAAUCAGCAAAUUGAAAUCCUGGAAUUGGAAGAUCUGGAAAAAGAAUGUUCUUUGGCUCGCAUUCGCCUCAUACUGGCUCAGCACGAUCCGUCAGCAAUUGCCAUCGCAGGAAGUUCAUCAGCAAAGGAGAUGGUCACUCUCUUGGUCCAGGCUGGUCUCUUUGACACUGCCAUAUCACUCUGUCAGACGUUUAAGCUUCCUUUAACACCAGUCUUUGACGGUCUUGCCUUCAAGUGCAUCAAGUUGCAGUUGGGAGGAGAAGCAGCACAAGCAGAAGCCUGGGCCUGGCUAGCAGCCAAUCAGCUGUCCUCAGUCAUCACUACAAAAGAGUCCAGUGCUACAGAUGAAGCAUGGCGGCUAUUGUCGACUUACCUAGAAAGAUACAAAAUCCAGAAUAACUUGUAUCACCACUGUGUGAUUAACAAGUUGUUGUCUCAUGGAGUCCCUCUGCCUAAUUGGCUUAUAAACAGUUACAAGAAAGUUGAUGCUGCUGAGUUGCUUCGUCUAUACUUGAACUAUGACCUUCUAGAAGAAGCUGUGGAUUUGGUCUCUGAAUAUGUGGAUGCUGUAUUAGGAAAAGGACAUCAGUACUUUGGAAUUGAGUUCCCACUGUCUGCAACAGCCCCAAUGGUAUGGCUCCCGUACUCCUCCAUUGACCAGCUCCUCCAUACCCUAGGAGAAAACACUGCCAACAGUCACAAUAUUGCACUGUCCCAGAAAAUUCUUGACAAAUUAGAAGACUACCAGCAGAAGGUUGAUAAAGCAACACGGGAUCUGUUGUACCGCCGGAACUUGUGAUCUGGAUGGAUACCCAGCCUGUGUAACCUCUUGGUGCCUCUUGGGGUUUAAGACUACUCUUCAGAAACCCUGUACUCAAGGCUAACUUUUAUGACUGUAAAUGAUACAUAUGACACUCAAGUCCACAUUCUGCACAAGGUACCACCACAGAGUCGGCCCCUGUGCUUGCUGGUGGUGCUCAUAUGACUGCUGGUGUUCAAACUUGGUUUUCAGCAGCUGCUUUUGUAUAUGAUUCACAAGCGUUUUCAGAGUUUCUAUUUUUUUAAACUACCGAAGACAUCCUUUAUCUGCAAAUGAAAGCUCAUCUUCACUUUUCCAAAAUAGCCAAUGGUCGUUGGCUUGUAGCUGACCACCAAAAGCUGUCCCUGCACAUCUCACAAGUCUUCUCUCAUCUUUUUGUAUUUCAGUGGAAUUAUUUUGGUCCAGAACUGACAUAUUUUCUGUAUUGCAAACAGAGGCUAAUGGUUUUACAUACUCUUCAUUAUUUAUUGUGGAGUUUUUCAUAUAACCUUCAAUAAAGUAUUAAGUAAUUUGCCUAGAUUAAGCCUAACAUUAUGACCAGUUUUAAAAAAAAAAAAAAAAAAUCUAUAUUUUGAGUCUGGCUCUGAAGCUAAAGUUGAAUAAACUUUAGGAAAAAAACUAGGACGUUCAUCUUUAAAAGCAACAGAUUUUCAUUUUUCAAAGUAAAUUUUAUUUAUGUGAUCUAUAAUAAUCAAGCCGGACUUGAUCAUACAGUUAGUCUAAUAAUGUAUUGGACCAAAAUAGAACUUUACUGGUCAGAUUCAGAAGCAUUCAUGGUUACAAACUUAGGGAAAAGUAAAAAAUAAAACCUCCUUGGAUUUUAUUCUGUAUAUUAAAAUCUACCUUUCAAGGACA